UCCCUCUCGAUUCAAAAGACUCACUAUUAACGGAAAGCCAGCGUGGAUGUCUGCCUGACCUCGAAACUCUUAAGAUUGCCUAUGAGAAUAGUUUCAUUUUAUAUUUGAUCGUUACUUCAUAUACAUUCUCGAUUCAUCUUACUUUAGCUAACCAACCUCCAAAACCAUCUAUCCUCAACCAGAAACAUGAACUAUUCAAACAAAAUUGACGGCAGGAAGAUACGCGAGUUGCGCAAAGCCUUUCUAGCAAACAAAGUAGCCGACGACGAUGAGAAGCUCCUCCGGAGCUCCACCCAGUACUGUCAAUCCUUGCUGGAGACGCUGACAUCUGAUGAGGUACAAUAUGUAAUCGGUCGUACAUUCAUGUCGCCCGAAAUACGGAGCAUGUUAAGAGAUGAGAACGAUCGAAUGCAUUCGUGUACGAAAAAGUUAAGCAAUGCAGAGGAACGUGCCAGUUCAUCAGUUAGCAUGUCCUCUGAGCACUUGAGCGAGUCUUACUACGCUACUUCCGCUGAUAGUGGAAGUGAAGAGCUAUUUGUGCGGCAAGAUCCAAAGUCCGCCGAAUUUAACAAACGCGAGAGGAAAUCGAAGAGAAAACGGAGUGAAUUCCCUACAUUUGCAAGCCUAGCCGGACCCUCCGAGUCUGCUCCACGAUCGAUACCAGGAAAUAAGACCAGAAAAAAACAUUGGUGUGAUUCUAGAUUGGAGUUAAUGGAUGAUGAUCAUGAUUCAGACGAUGCGCCUCUCUCUAAGAGUAUUGUGCACUGCCUCCCAGACACGGGGAAAGUGUGGGACUAUAGGAUUUGGACUUCUUCCUCGGGUCAGACUAGCGGUACUUUCGGGGCGCUGAUUCCAGAGGGCUAUAAAGAACAUGACGACCUUAGCCGCCCAUGGAUUUGCCCUGUUCGUUCCUGUCGAACCUUAUUUCCGACACUCAGGGGACUUGGUGGUCAUUUUAACAGCGGACACAGAGCGAUGAUAUUCAAUGACAACCAGGAUGGUACCUUGUCUUUUAUCGACACAAGGGAGGGUAUUACCUCUAAAACGCCUGCCAAAGUAGUAUCAAAGAGGCCACUAGAUCCUAAAGAACCUCCUAUGCGGGAGCCCACAAUUCCAGAACGUAGAUCUAGGCAAUCGGAGAUAUCCCGGCCUACGUGUAAUUCUCAACUAGCCGAAAUACCAGAAGGGGAGACUCGUAAAGCGCUCUGGAAAUAUAUACAGAGUCAAUUACAACAUAACCCACCAGACCCAAUACCAAGAGACAAGCGCGUUCGAAUGCUUCUAAAAUCCCUAACUCGAGUUCGAAAUAUCGAGUUUAACCCCCAAACUAAAUAUUCUUUCAACGAGUCAAAGAAUCAAGAUAUUCCUGCGAUGAUUGUGCAAGUGACUGGCAAGGAAGCCAAGCACCCAUGUCGGAGGUGUAAAGAAGGGAAGGGUCCUUUUUUGGGCUGCUAUAUUCUCCCUGGCACUGCCCCAUUGGAUGCCCAGCAAUCGAUACUGGGAUGCGCCAACUGCUAUUACAAGGGUUCCCAAUAUCUCUGUGAUUUCAUGAAAAGGUCUGGAGAUCUGGAUAAGGACUUAGAAUCCAACGUAGGUCUGCCACCGACUACUAAGGAGACACCAAGUAUUACACCAGGGUGGGUCCAUGAUAAGGAGAGCGAUGCUGUUGAUGGUAUGAAUAGAUCCAACCCUUCUGUUGUGAUACUUGACUAAUAUUUACAUUCAGACAUCGCGUUUUCGAACGCUGUUUUAACUCAGGGUCACGCAGUGCAAGUCGGGCACAAUAUAUCGGUUCAAAAUAUCGAUAUUGAGCCAGGCAAUAUAUAUGCCCGGAAGCCUAGCGCUAUGGAGCUCCGUAUGUGUCUUAUACUAUCAGGGACGCUACAAUUUAGGAUGCCUGGCCAACAGUUUAGCAUGGGCUUACAUGACACGGUA
Hypoxylon trugodes is the source of this 1935-nucleotide messenger RNA. RefSeq lists its product as uncharacterized. The record is from RefSeq and is a predicted model, not a curated record. The transcript is spliced from 5 exons. NCBI's taxonomy places the organism in Eukaryota, Fungi, Ascomycota, Sordariomycetes, Xylariales, Hypoxylaceae. The coding region runs from base 187 to 1713 and encodes 508 amino acids.